GUUUAUAUUAUGAAAAAUAUUAUUGUGAUACAUAAAAGUGUUUGAAAUGUUUUAAAUUUUUAAGAUUACCAAGUUAAUACUUUAAUCUGAAAGGGGCUGCAGACCUGGACAGAUUAGGGUGUUACAUGGGGUCUGUGAGGGGAGAGGAAAUGCAUCACAACAAAGAUAUGGAGCACAAUGAAACUGUGAUUGGUGUAGAGGGUGAUGAAGUUUGUCAUGACCUGGGUGUGAACCUCCAGAUUGAAAUGAUGGUUGAGGAGGGAAGGUUGAGCAAGACGAAAACUGCUUUGACGUUGAAGUCACCAUACCUAACACGGGUGGUAGAUCCAAGAGAUAAUGCUAACACAUCGGAAAGAAAUAUUUGGAAGUGGGUUGUGAGGAAUAAAGAUGAAGACAGGGAGGAGGUUGUGUUCAAUGGGUAUAAUAUUUUGGUUGAGCGUGGACAUUUGUUGACGUUCGAAAGUGGCCAUCACAUAUCUCCACGGGUAGUUGAUGCUUGGUCUUGCAUAUUGAAUCACAAGGAGAUGUUUCGUAGCGUUGCGUCUCCAGCCCGGUUUUUUGCAAAAACAAUUAACUGUAUGUUCAUGAGUGAGGGGGAGGUGGAGAAAGAUGUGGAUGCUUAUAAAGUGGUUUCUGAUGCUCUGGAUUAUGGGUGGAGCUUAACCAAUCCAUGCAAUGCUGAUAUGAUAAUUUUUCCAGUAAUGCAACAUCGUUGGUGUUAUUGCAUAUGUGUGAACCUGAAAGUGAAUAGGGUUGAUAUCCUUGACAGCUCAUCGGCUGGUGUGGCAAAGAUUGAUAAGUAUGAUGAAAUGCCAAACGUUGUGCGAAACAUGGUUGUUAAGUAUUUUGAAAAUAAAGGUAUGGAUGGCCGGGUGGAAAAGGUGAAGGCACAACUGCCAAAACGAUUACAACUGCCGUGGAGGGAUUCGACUGCCAUAUUUGAUUGUGGUGUGAUCACAAUGCGCCAUAUGGAGACGUACACGGGGCAGACAUUGAAGCGGUGGGACUGUGGUUUGAAAAAGGGGGAUGGAAAGGCGGUGAAUGCACUUAGGACAAAGUACUGUGCUGCAAUAGUCGAAUCAGAUGUGAACGGGGUUAGGGAGAAGAUUAGGCAGUUGGUGAAGCACAAUACUGGAUGAAGACUGCAUGCUUGGAUGAGAAAUUAAUGUUUUAAUGAGUGACUUGGCAUGGGGAUUAUGAUCUGUUUGUUUUAUGUUUUUAGGACUUGCAUUUGGGUGACAUUUUGAUGUUUUUGGUUUGGUGCAUAGCCCCUGAAUGAGUCCAUCACUGGCUUGUUCAUUUUGCUAGAUGGGGUUGAAUUAUUGCUCAAAAUGAGCGUAGUUAGUAAUAUCUUU
Molecule: messenger RNA, 1355 nt
Organism: Cuscuta campestris
Lineage: Eukaryota; Viridiplantae; Streptophyta; Magnoliopsida; Solanales; Convolvulaceae
Source: the annotation of a GenBank genome assembly